This is a messenger RNA of Toxorhynchites rutilus septentrionalis, 1789 nucleotides long. RefSeq names its product acidic amino acid decarboxylase GADL1. Gene Ontology annotation, cellular component: cytoplasm. The transcript is spliced from 5 exons. The coding region runs from base 299 to 1690 and encodes 463 amino acids. Gene Ontology annotation, biological process: carboxylic acid metabolic process. The record is from RefSeq and is a predicted model, not a curated record. Gene Ontology annotation, molecular function: pyridoxal phosphate binding; carboxy-lyase activity. NCBI's taxonomy places the organism in Eukaryota, Metazoa, Arthropoda, Insecta, Diptera, Culicidae.
ACGAAAAAUUAUGAUCGUGAGAUAUGUUACCAGACGUGAUUCCUUAUCUGGUUAGAGCUUCAUGAUCUAAUGUCAGCUGUGGAUAUCAGAUUUCUAUAUUGAUGGUUCAACAGAAAGUUUUACUAUUUUCAGCCAUUUCCAACUAUUUAAAACUUGUUUGCUUUUCAACUAACAAGACAAAAUCUAAUAAGUAAUAAGUAAGGCUGAGUAAUUAGUAUAAAAAGUAUUCCCGUGGCCGAGUGGUUUGCGUCACACAUUAUUAUGUCGGAAGUUCAGGAUAUUUUCCAUCUCGUCAUUUAUGUGCCACUGCAACUCUUCGAGCGAAAUGUUAUGUGAUAUCAUAGACUUCACGAUCGAUAACGCUGAGCCACGAGACCAUACCGAAAUAAGAGAGAUAAUUCAAAACAUUCUUCACUACUCAGUCAAAACUGGUCAUCAACAUUUCCAUAAUCAGCUCUUUGCUGGUAUGGAUCCGUACGGUCUUGUCGGUAGCUGGAUAACAGAGGCAUUGAACACGAGUCAAUACACUUUCGAAGUCGGACCUGUGUUUUCACUUAUAGAAGACGCCGUCGUUAAGAAAUGUUUGCAGCUUUUUGGUUUUGGAGAUGGCGAUGGAAUUUUCUCACCUGGAGGGUCUAUCUCAAAUAUGUAUGCUAUGGUAGCUGCGAGAUUCAAGGCGAUUCCACAAGUGAAACAUUGUGGUCUAGCCAAUCAACCUACACUAGUAGCGUAUACGUCGGAAGAGGCUCACUACAGCAUCAAAAAAGGGAUUCACUGGUUGGGCAUUGGAUUGGAUAACUUGAUAAUCGUCAAGUCAGACACACGAGGUUGUAUGAUCCCGGAGGAAUUGGUGAAGUCUAUAGAGCAUGCUUUGCAUGCAGGAAAGAAACCAUUCUUCGUUAAUGCCACCGCGGCCACAACAGUACUUGGAUCUUUCGACCCGUUCGAGAGUAUUGCUGACAUUUGUCAUCGAUAUAAGCUCUGGAUGCACGUUGACGCGUGUCUAGGUGGAACCGCGAUUCUUUCGGAAAAAUACGCCCAUCUCAUAGAUGGCGUUGCCAGAGCCGAUUCGUUGGCUUGGAAUCCCCACAAGACUCUCGGAGCCCCUCUGCAGUGUUCAAUAUUUUUGUUGAAAUCCAAAGAACUGCUUCACGAGUGCAAUGCGGCGAACGCGGAUUAUCUGUUCCAGCAGGAUAAGUUUUACGAUGUGUCUUAUGAUACCGGUGACAAAAGUGUUCAGUGCGGCAGAAAAGUGGAUGCUUUGAAGAUAUGGCUUAUGUUUAAGGCCCGCGGAAAGCAUGGUUUCACUGAGCUGGUUGACAACGCAUUCGACUGUGCGCAAUAUUUCACCCGGGUGGUAGAAAAGCGACCAGGAUUUCGUUUGGUUCUAAACGCUUAUCAGUAUACCAAUGUGUGCUUUUGGUAUAUUCCCAAAAGUAUGCGUAGGGUUGGGGCGGAAGAAGAAGAUCAGAGUUGGUGGUCAACAAUUUUCAAGAUCACGACACUCAUAAAAGAGAGAUUGGUAACACAAGGUAAUAUGCUCAUUGGAUACGCCCCUCUACCACACAAGGGAAUUGGUAAUUUCUUCCGAAUGGUUGUUACCUGUCACCCGAGACCAACUUAUUCUUCAAUGCAAUUCGUAAUUGAAGAAAUACAAAGAAUAGGGGAAAUGGUUAGCACAAACAGUUGAUAGGAUCUCCAUUUAUGUGUUUAAUUAGUAUUGCGUUUUAUCUCAUAACUGUAAUACAAAUAUACUAUUGUUCGUGAUAAUAAACCCAUGGCAUUGAAA